Messenger RNA from Cokeromyces recurvatus, 1574 nucleotides. Its product is annotated as small subunit of carbamoyl-phosphate synthase. Gene Ontology annotation, molecular function: carbamoyl-phosphate synthase (glutamine-hydrolyzing) activity. NCBI's taxonomy places the organism in Eukaryota, Fungi, Mucoromycota, Mucoromycetes, Mucorales, Mucoraceae. Gene Ontology annotation, biological process: L-arginine biosynthetic process; 'de novo' pyrimidine nucleobase biosynthetic process; L-glutamine metabolic process. Gene Ontology annotation, cellular component: carbamoyl-phosphate synthase complex; cytoplasm. The coding region runs from base 276 to 1451 and encodes 391 amino acids. The transcript has 2 exons. The record is from RefSeq and is a predicted model, not a curated record.
UUUUUUUUAUUAUUAUUAUUUAUAUCAUAAUAAGUCUUUAACUAUAAACUAACUUUCAUAGUAAAGGCAAAAUUAAUUGAAUCGUUCUUUAUUAAGACGUAAAUUUAUGUAUAUUCACGCUUACGAAAAGUGCUCAGCCGAUUAUAUUUGCGAUCAAAUUUGGAAAUCUUCUGGAAAUUUUUAAAUAAACUAUUACUAUCAUAUAACUUCUUUUUUCUUUUUAAAAAAAAAUAACUAUUCUUCAACGGAAAACAAAAAAAUCAAUCAAUCAAAACAUGCCUAUCCCUGCUUCUCUUAAAUUAAAAACUGGCCAAAUCUUUUAUGGUACUUCAUUUGGUGCUCCUGUUAAUACUUUUGGUGAAGCCGUUUUUACGACUUCUUUAGUAGGUUAUCCUGAAUCAAUGACUGAUCCUUCUUACACUGGUCAAAUUUUGGUAUUUACUCAACCUUUAAUUGGAAAUUAUGGUGUACCUGGUCAAGAAAAGGAUGAAUAUGGCCUCUACAAGUACUUUGAAUCCGAUGCUAUUCAAGUUCAGGGCAUUAUUGUAAAUGAUUAUGCUACUGAAUAUUCUCAUAGAACUGCUGUCGAAUCUCUAAGUGAAUGGUGUAUUCGUCAUCAUGUUCCUGCUAUUAGUGGUGUUGAUACACGUGCUUUAACUCAACUUUUACGUGAUCAGGGUUCUACAUUAGCUCAAAUUAGUAUUGGUGAAGAAGCCUUUAUUAAUAAUAUUAGUUCUCUUGAAUUCCCUAAUCCUAAUAACGAAAAUUUGGUUGCUAAAGUUUCUACAAAGAUUCCUAUUACAUACAAUCCUAAAGGUGAUCUCAAGAUCGCUGUAAUUGAUUGUGGUGUUAAACAGAAUAUCCUUCGUUGUCUUGUGAGUCGUGGUGCAUGUGUUACAGUACUACCUUACAAUUAUAAUUUUAAUAUGAUUGCUGAUCAAUUUGAUGGCAUCUUUAUCUCUAAUGGUCCUGGUUCACCUACUACUUGUACUGAAAUAGUCAAGCACCUCAAGACAGCUAUUGAGCACAUAAAGAAACCAAUCUUUGGUAUUUGUAUGGGUAAUCUUUUACUUGGUAUGGCUGCUGGUCUUCAAGUAUAUAAAUUACCAUUUGGUAAUCGUGGUCAUAAUCAGCCUGCUCUUAACGUUGACACCGGGCUUUGUUACAUUACUUCUCAAAACCACGGUUAUGCCUUGAAUGAUGUUUGUAUGCCUAAAGGAUGGAGACGUUUAUUUGUUAAUGCAAAUGAUGGCUCUAAUGAAGGAAUUCGACAUGAAACUAAACCUUUCUUUUCUGUUCAAUUCCACCCUGAAGCUAAAGGUGGUCCUGAAGAUACUACUUAUUUGUUUGAAGAAUUCUUGAAGCAAGUUCGUGCUCAUAAAUCUGGAAAUGAUACUUACUAUGCAUCUAUUAGUGAUAUUCAACAAUCUACAGUUGCUGCAUUUGCUUAAUUUUUUUUUCUCUUAUAUUUUAUUUAUCAUUAUCCUCUUCUAUAUAAUAUCAACCACUGCAUAAUAUAUCGUUCAAUCUUUCUUUACUAAAGACAAUAAAUUAAGAUAUUCAUUUAAAAAUUU